This is a messenger RNA of Misgurnus anguillicaudatus (oriental weatherfish), 2632 nucleotides long. Its product is annotated as coiled-coil domain-containing protein 158. The record is from RefSeq and is a predicted model, not a curated record. NCBI's taxonomy places the organism in Eukaryota, Metazoa, Chordata, Actinopteri, Cypriniformes, Cobitidae.
UUUUGAAUGGCAGUAUUGAAGCAAAUGAUGAUGGCAAAUAAAUACAUUUUGGAAAAGUGACAGGUUAGGUUUGUUAUGUUAAAAACCUUUAAGUGCAAACAUGAAAAAGUGAGGCACUGAUAUAUCACUGACAUAAAAUAUAAACAAGGCUUAGUAAAUCAGUUCUUUAAAAAUCUAAAAAGUCAAUAAAUAUCUAUAUUGCUGUAUGAAAACCUUAGGGAUAAAAUUAGGUUAUUUGAAUUAAAGAAAGAUAAUGGGAACACAAAAGGGAUAUUUUUCUGGGAAAAAAAGGCUUGCUCCUGGACAUCGUCAGAAUGACGUUUAACAAGCUUAUUGGUUACCUUGCUGCAGCCUCCGCGGUUGUCAUAGUGACGGGACUGAAUUCACACUGAGCGCGUUUGAAAAUUAGCUAACAGGUUAGCUAUCUAGCUAAUGUGAUACCAUGUUAGUCAUUCACGCGAAUACUGGUGUGUUUUACUUUAUAAUAAAGCAGAAAUAAAACAACAGACGAAUAUAACAAAACUGUCUGUAUAAAGGGAUCAACGCGUCUAACGUGAUGUGUGAGUUGCAGUUUUUUUAAUGCACUGUAACGUUAAGUAAUUUGAAUUAAAGGGUCUUUCAGAUACAUAAGCGUAAUGUAAAGAUAUCCUGUAAUAACAGUUUUACAGCUAAAAUGAAUGAUGUUUCAUGGUUAUUGAGUAGUAUAAGAACUUGAGGCAACAUGUGUAAACUCUUACAUAACAUUGUGUUUUAGAAAAUUCAGUAAUUGCCGGUCAUGACCAGAAGGUGGGGAUAUAGACCGAGAAACAUUACAGCUCAUAAAAAACCAGAUGAGUGAGGAGACUGAGAAACAACACUGGGGUGAUACUGAGUGAUAUUAUGACCGAUUUAGGAGGAUAGAGAACAGGAAGAUGCUGAGGGUCUGCUGAAGUCCACAAGGGCAGGAGACCAGAGCUCAAGACUGAUGUUUGAGGAGCACAGCCUUAUCUCGGAAAUGAUACGAGACGAGAACUUCUUAACCAAUCAGAUCAACCUGCUAAAAGUGGAGAAUCAGCAACUGAAGGCAGCGCUGAGACAAGUGGAGCUCAGACUUAGUACAAUGGAGGACGAGCGAGUCUGUCGGCAAGUCACUCUCUCAGAGAAAAUCUGCAGCGUUCAUCAGCUUACAGCAGAGAAACAGCAGAUGAGCGCUGAGCUGGGAGUGAAGCAAGCGCAGCUCAUCCAGAUGAAAGAAGAGAAAGAUGCUUUGACUGAACUGAUGGGCCGUAAGAACGAAGAGAACCUUAAACUGAAGACCCAGCUGCAGGCCGUACAGGCUGAACUCAACCAGACCAGAAGUACUUUGAGAACAUUGGAGGGGUCUGAAGGCCAUGUUUCAGGUGUUAAGGUUGCACAGGGGAUGCAGAGACAGAUCACUGCUAAAAGAGAGCAGAUUGAUUUUCUGCAGGUCCAGAUUCAUCUUCUCGAGGAAACCGUAGAGAAGCUUACGCUGGAGAAGCAUCAGCAGGCAUUAGAGGCUCAGAGGCAGGAACAAGAGUUAAUGUCAGAAAGAGAGAUCAGGAAAACACUGGAAGUUGAAGUGAAGGCAUCACACGCACAACAGCAAGAGCUCAAAGACAAAACAGAGAAACUGGAGGCAGCAUUAUACAAGAUUUCUGACAGUUUUGCUGAAUGCCAAGAUUUUAUUCAAAAGCAAGAACAGGACAUUAUGAGGUUAAAACUGCAGCACGCUUUAGAUCUGAAGGAAUUGCAAAGCCAGAACCUGCGUAAUGUCUCCAGAUCUCCAGUCGGGCUUCAUCAGAGCAGUCUUAAGGACCUGGUGGAGCUAAAAGUUCGUGAACCCAGCAUGGGGCUAAAGAGGUUCGUAAAAGAGCGGCAUGAUGAUGAACAUGGACCACAUGCGGGCACAAGCUUCAGGAGAAGAUCUGAAGAGGACGGCCAGUAUAGACCUGAACCGAGCUCCUUCAGAAGCGCUGAUCAUGAUAAGCAGAAUCGGAACAGUAGAUUGAAAGAAGACUAUAACACAUUAGAUCUUGGUGUGGGACGGAUAUGCUGUGGGCGCAAAUCUCCUGUUUACGCUCUUCUCACCUCUGACCUUCCAGCUGAAGGAAACUAUAGGCCGGACAAUGAGCAUUAACACUUGCGCACCCAAUGAAGUGAUUUAUUGGACACAAUGCAGGAGACUUGUCAGUUUUACUCUGUCAUCAGGUGUCAACCAAGAUAAGGUAAAGACAUUUAUAAUGAGGAAUCAUGGUCAGCAUGAUCUCAGUUUUGUUUGUUUCAGAAACAGACUGAAGAAAAAAGUGCCUGCACUUCAUGCAUUUUACACAUUUUGAUUAUGGAAAUUAAGAUAUUUAUUUGGUUUGUGAUUCAAAUUGUUUUAUAGGAAAAGUGUAUCAUAAAGGACCAAGACACUACACAAGAAUGCAUAACUCUGCCUAAUUAAAAAAAACCUUUUUAUUACAUAUUUGAAGGUGUUGAUCAUAAACUUCACAUUUUUUAUUUAAUAAAAUCAUGCACUAGCUGACCUUAGGUCAGUUUUUUUAUAAAAAGGCCUUGAAACUCCCACCCGGAUGCAGCAUGUUUGUUUUUAAUGAAAAUUUUAUGAAUGAAUAAAAAACAGGAAUAGAGA